This is a messenger RNA of Rhododendron vialii, 2454 nucleotides long. RefSeq names its product peroxisomal acyl-coenzyme A oxidase 1-like. Lineage: Eukaryota; Viridiplantae; Streptophyta; Magnoliopsida; Ericales; Ericaceae. Gene Ontology annotation, biological process: lipid homeostasis; long-chain fatty acid metabolic process; fatty acid beta-oxidation using acyl-CoA oxidase. The record is from RefSeq and is a predicted model, not a curated record. The coding region runs from base 164 to 2158 and encodes 664 amino acids. Gene Ontology annotation, cellular component: peroxisome. Gene Ontology annotation, molecular function: acyl-CoA oxidase activity; FAD binding; fatty acid binding. The transcript has 14 exons.
AAUUCUCAAUUUUCUCCACAUCUCUAUUCUCUUCUGAUCAUUACGGUAGUAACUCCUCCUCAACUUCCUCUAAUCUAGCAUUUACAUAUAUACGUACGCGAAUAUACACUUGUCGUCCAAUACUGGUGAAGAGCUAGGGUUUGAAGAGGGAGAGGGAGAAGAAAUGGAGGGAGUGGAUCACUUGGCUCACGAGAGGAACAAGUCCGAGUUCGAUGUAGAUGCUAUGAAGAUCGUUUGGGCUGGUUCUCCUCAUGCCUUCGAUGUCUCCGAUCGAAUUUCCAAGCUCGUCGCCAGCGAUCCUGGCUUCCGGAAAGAUAACAGAUCUACGCUUAGCAGGAAGGAGUUGUUCAAAAAUACUCUUAGAAAAGCAGCUUAUGCAUGGAAAACCAUCAUCGACCUCCGUCUCUCUGAAGAAGAGGCGGCUAAGUUGAGGUUUUAUGUGGAUGAACCUGCUUUCACUGAUCUCCACUGGGGAAUGUUUAUACCUGCUAUAAAAGGACAAGGCACUGAAGAGCAGCAGCAGAAAUGGUUGCCAUUGGCAUAUAAGAUGCAAAUUAUUGGCUGCUAUGCACAAACUGAACUAGGACAUGGUUCUAAUGUACAAGGUCUUGAAACCACAGCAACAUUCGAUCCCCAAACGGAUGAGUUUAUUAUUCAUAGUCCUACAUUGACCUCUAGCAAAUGGUGGCCUGGUGGACUGGGUAAAGUGGCCACACAUGCUAUUGCUUAUGCGCGCCUUAUAGUAGGGGGUCGGGAACAUGGUGUAAAUGGUUUUAUUGUCCAAUUACGGAGUUUGGAAGAUCACUCUCCUCUUCCGGGCAUAACUGUUGGGGAUAUUGGAAUGAAAUUUGGUAAUGGAGCAUACAACACCAUGGACAAUGGGGUCUUACGAUUCGAUCAUGUGCAUAUCCCCAGAAAUCAGAUGUUGAUGAGGGUUUCACAGGUCACACGUGAAGGGAAAUAUAAGCAGUCAGAUGUUCCCAGGCAGCUAGUUUAUGGUACUAUGGUGUAUGUCCGACAAACUAUUGUAGCAGAUGCUUCCUGUGCUUUAUCACGUGCAGUUUGUAUUGCUACACGGUAUAGUGCUGUUCGUAGACAGUUUGGAUCACAGAAUGGUGGACCUGAAACUCAGGUGAUUGAUUACAAAACGCAGCAAAGUAGGCUCUUUCCUUUGCUGGCAUCUGCUUAUGCUUUCAGAUUUAUUGGUGAAUGGUUGAAAUGGUUGUAUGCGGAUGUGACCCAAAGAUUGCAAGCUAAUGAUUUCUCAACAUUGCCUGAGGCUCAUGCGUGCACUGCUGGGUUGAAGUCUUUGACUACUACUGCUACUGCUGAUGGCAUCGAAGAGUGCCGAAAAUUAUGUGGCGGGCAUGGAUACCUUUGCAGCAGUGGGCUUCCAGAAUUAUUUGCUGUUUAUGUCCCUGCCUGUACAUAUGAAGGAGACAAUACCGUGCUGCUUCUACAGGUUGCAAGGUUUCUCAUGAAGACUGUUUCUCAGCUGGGGUCCAGCAAGAAACCAGUCGGUACAAUAGCUUAUAUGACUCGAGUCGAGCAUUUAAUGAAAUGUCGUUGCGGUGUUCAAAGAGCUGAGGAUUGGCUAAAGCCUAGUGCACUAUUGGAAGCAUUUGAGGCAAGAGCUGCUAGAAUGUCUGUUGCCUGUGCUCAAAAUUUAAGCAACUUUGACAACCCAGAAGAAGGCUUUGCGGAACUCUCAGCUGAUUUGGUGGAAGCAGCAGUUGCGCACUGCCAAUUAAUUGUUGUUUCCAAGUUCAUUGAGAAACUGCAGCAAGAAAUCCCUGGAAAGGAAGUCAAGCAACAGUUAGAGGUGCUCUGUAACAUUUACGCACUCUUUCUUCUUCACAAGCAUCAAGGUGAUUUUCUCUUGACUGGCUGCAUCACCCCCAAACAUGCUGCGCUUGCAAAUGAUGAGCUCAGAUCUCUCUAUUCCCAGGUUCGUCCAAACGCAAUUGCUCUUGUUGAUGCAUUUAACUACACUGACCACUACCUUGGCUCGAUCCUUGGAUGCUACGAUGGAAACGUAUAUCCGAAACUCUACGAAGCAGCAUGGAAAGAUCCUCUAAAUGAAUCGGUUGUGCCUGACGGCUACCACCAAUACAUACGGCCUUUACUAAAACAAGAGAUCCGCACUGCCAGACUCUAACAGAACUCUCUGGUUAUGAAUUUGAAUGGGAAAUGCUCAUUAUGUUCCCUAAUGCUAAUAAAGCCAAACCUAUUUGGUGACCCUCCAGAUAGCCACGGUUUGAAGUUGGCUGUUGUGAGGAUUUUUUUCCUAUGUAAAACUUAUUAAUCAUGUACUUUGGGACAAAUUAGUCUGCUUCUGUGCGUAAGAUUGACGUUGAUUUAUUGAACUGUGCGGAAUUGUUUGCCCCUGAAAGAGGGAAACAAAUUGUGUGAAUCACAACAGGAUAUGAAUAAACUUGGAGGAUUUAGCACCAA